Cutaneotrichosporon cavernicola is the source of this 1512-nucleotide messenger RNA. RefSeq lists its product as uncharacterized. NCBI's taxonomy places the organism in Eukaryota, Fungi, Basidiomycota, Tremellomycetes, Trichosporonales, Trichosporonaceae. The coding region runs from base 1 to 1512 and encodes 503 amino acids. The record is from RefSeq and is a predicted model, not a curated record. The transcript has 11 exons.
AUGAGGAUUACCCGUGGACACUGGUUGAAGGGAAUGAUGCUGUCCCUCGUCGACGAGGACUGUAGCUUCCUGCCCGAGUACCCCUCCCCCACCACCUGGCAUGCUGCCACCGGGGCUUACAGCAAAUCGAUAUACGUCCUGUGCAAGAGGGGCCGGGGUUUCGCCAUCCACCUCCUUCGCCCAUAUCCCUCAGGGCCUGCCAUUCGAUACAGCAUUAAGGUAGACGGUCGUCUGAUCGGCUACUACAUCCUCGAGGAGUCCUAUGACGAGGGUUUGGUGACCUCAUUCAACCUCCCAGGACCGCGCGGUGCCAUCCACCAACGCUUCAAAUUUGGCGAUCUUUUACCCUCACCUGACCAGGCCUUGGACCCGGCGAUCCUCGACGACCUGGGCCGCAUCACCAUCACGCUGGAGGCGGGUUUGUCGUUGCGCUUAGGGGGUUCUGGGACCUGGAUUACGCCCAACUUGACCCUUGGUUCUAAGGCAGGGAAGCUCCUCACCACCUACGUGACGUUAUAUCGAGAGUAUGCGGCCCUCGAACUUAUUGGUGUGAUUCCGCUAGCGUCACUGAGCGGUACUUGGCCCCUCGUGGACGUGCCCCAUGGCGAGAGUGACGUCAGGCUCAAGAUUAAGCCUGAUCACGUUGUCAAGCCCAAGAUCGAGCCCGGAUGUGACUCUAAGCCGAAGGUUGAACCAGACUGCAAGUUCGAUGUGAAGUCCAAGAGUAGCUUGACCCGCACCUGCCCCUAUGCCUGGCCCUCCGAGUACCCUCCGGAAGACCCAUCUCCCGAGGACAAUUGCGUCUCCAAGUACAUCGAGUGCCAGAACGGCGUGCGGUUCAAGCUCGAGUUUACUCGACUCGACAAAUUCGACCAUGCAAUCAAGAUCCUCAUCUUAGUUGACGGCCGAAAGGUUUACGGGUCUAUCAUAGAAACCCAUACCCCACGCAAGUCGAUCAGUGACUUCACGGAGAGAGACGCUGGCGGCACAGCGCGGCGAAAGGCGUUUGCUUUCGGCACCGACCCUUCAGAGGAUGGCCCUCGGCUGGGCCCAACCCAGGUCGACCUUGAGCAGCUGGGUACGAUCAACGUCACUUUCGAGGCGGGAGUGUCGUGCAACGUGCGUACUUUCUCUGUCGACAACGGGUUGGAGCCGCUGGCUGUUGGCGGGCAGGAAGCAAAGAAGCUACUGAGUUCUUUCAUUAUCGGAGAAGAGAUCGGGGGUCCGCAGCUUCGGCCUGACUGCUACUUCGUACCAUAUCUUGACGGCCCCAAACUCAUGACGUCCUUCAUGUAUCGUACCGAGGAAGUCCUCCGCAUGAUUGGCGUUAAGCCUCCCAUUCUCGAGCCUCCCAUUCUCGAGCCUCCCAUUCUCGAGCCUCCCCCUUUCUCCAUUGAGGACGUCAAGCCCAAGUUGGAGAGUCGCAAGCGCAAGAUGGUUGAGGCGGACGGCGCGAAGAAGAAGUCUACGAGGGUGGCUAUCGACCUUACGCGUGAAGAUGGCGGAAGUUGA